Messenger RNA from Trichosporon asahii var. asahii CBS 2479, 3639 nucleotides. RefSeq lists its product as uncharacterized. The record is from RefSeq and is a predicted model, not a curated record. The transcript has a single exon. The coding region runs from base 1 to 3639 and encodes 1212 amino acids. Lineage: Eukaryota; Fungi; Basidiomycota; Tremellomycetes; Trichosporonales; Trichosporonaceae.
AUGGACGACCCCUGGGCGGCCCCGUGGUCCACCCCGGCGGCAAAGGGAAACAAGUCCCCAGCGCCGCCGCGCAUGUCCCUCUCCCCUCCGCCAGACGACGACGUGGAUCCCUGGGGCCCGCCUGUGCCCAAGCCCAGCGCAGCUCCCGACCUACCUUCCCUCGACGCGCUGGCUCCGAGGAGAUCAGAAGAGCUGCCAACAUUCGACUCGGCCUUGCCGUCAUGGGGAGGCGAGUGGGGCGCGACGCCGAAGAAGGCAUCUCCCCCGGUAACCUCGACUUCGCCGACGACCUCUCCUACGCUGGGCAAGACGAGCUUGGGAUCGCCGACCCUGGGUAAGAGCCCGCCAAAGUCCCCACUGCAGAUUCCCCUCCCGAGGUCUCCUUCGCCUGAUGCUGUCGAGCAGUCGGUGGAAGCUGCGUGGGGCGGAGACGACGUCGUCGCCCGUAUGAGCCAGGACCUCGCCCGACCGUCACUCACGCUCUCGCGACCCGGUACCGUCUCUCCCGUCGCUGUCUCACGAACGACGACCCCGCAGCUGAACGAAGAGAGGGAGGAUGAAGAGGAGGAAGAACCCCCUUCGCCAGGCCAGGCGCUGGAGCGCGAGCUCGACGUGAUCUCGCCACAGCGCAGCCCGUCGCCGAAGCCGAUCGUGGAAGAUGAGGUCCGUGGCUUUCCCAGCCCAGAGACGGCAAUGCGAGCAGCUCUCGGAGAUCUGGAUGACGACGACAAGCUUCCCGACCUCGACACCCUGAUGGUCAAGGAGCCGCCACGGGAUACGUCUCUCGGGCUUGCCGGUCUAGAGGCGAGCGACAUCGUGCGCCGUUCGAUGUCUCCCUCGUCCGACUUUGGCGGCUUCGGCUCCCCCGAACGCGGCGUGCGCUCCGACGACCCGUGGGGUACCGGUGCGGACGAGCCAUGGGGCGCCGCUGUUGCUGAGCGAGAUAGAGAACGUGAGAACACGCCGUCGCCAUCGCGGCAGGAGAAACAGUGGGAGAUUGCGCAGUCUGAGAUGCGUCUGCGCGACGAGCUGGCUCCGUUUGAGAAGAUUCAGUCGCUGAAGAAGGAGUGGGAUGGCGUUGCUGCUGCCGUGUUGGGCGACAACGAACCCACAGUGUCUGAGGACGAGGAGCGGAAGCUGGACGCGGCGGCGAGUGCGCUGAAGGAGCACUCAGCCGAUACGCUGCGCUCACUCACCGUGAUCCCGGAUACGACGGUGCCAUUGCAGACGCAGACUGGAGCUCAGCUCGCGCGUGCUCUCGCCCGACCGAACCCGACCCCACAGAGUUCGCUCCUGUACGCGCCGAACGUGCGCCGACGGCCGUUAGGACCCGGACUGGAGAGUCGAUGGGCGCAGAGGAGCAGGCUUGGCGAGCCCGACGUACCUGCCGAGAGCAGGCCGAGCCUCGAGUCUAGCCAAGGGAGCAGGUGGAGCUUUUGGCGGAAACAGGCGGCGCCACCCAAGCCGCUCGUCACAAGCGGAGGUGGCAUGCUGGAGCGGAAGAGCGACGAGCCCUCUCGGCCCAGUGCAGGGAGCCGACCGGCUUCCAUCUCGUCCAUUCCGACACCUGCCACCUCGUCACGACCUGAAACACCCACAGCCCGUAGCGCAACGCCGACAAUACCCGAGGACGCUGUGGCCAGCACACCGACCAUUACGGUGCAGCCAGCGCCUCAGCAGCAAGGAUCCCGCAUGUCACGCAUCUUCGGCUGGGGCAAGAAGAAGGCGCCCGAGGAGCCGAGCUCCGCUGGAGCGAAGGAGGACCUGGAGCUGACGACGGACGACUUUGCCUUCCUCGCGGAGGUACCCAGCCACACGCCGCCUGGGUCCGCUGACCUUCUCGGCAUGGACGGCCCGACGGCGAACCUCGAGCAGGUCCUGAAUGCGCCCAAGGCCGUCCCCCUGCCUGCACCCUUGGCGCCGCCACCUGGUGCGCCGCGAAGAAGCGACUCUGGAGGGGUUGUGGCACGAAUGGCGCCCGCUCACGCGCCGACUCCCAGCGCGACGGACCUCCUCAGUGGACUCGACUUUGACGCGCCCCCGCCGCCGGCGAGCAAGCCGAGCACAGGUAGCAGCAGCUCGCUCUGGGACGACUUUCUCGAGCCUGCCAAGCCUUCGCCGACGACGAGCACCUUCCCCAGCAUCAAGUCGACCUCUCCAGCCAUUCCGACACUCGGUGCGCCGCCAAAAUCGAGUUCCCCGCUCAGCGCCGAGCCCAUGAGCGCUGGCUUCCCGACGCUUACGCCGACGCCACCUGCCUCUUCGCCUGUGACUGGCACCUUUUCCUCCCUCGUUCCCUCACGCCCGUCGACUUCCAAGUCGAGUCUUGACACGAAGCCUCCCGCCCCGUCACACCUCAGUCAGUCUAGCGUCAGCCAGUCGAACGACUUUGGUUUCGGCGAUCUGUCCCUGUCGCCGCCGAAGCCCUCCCCGAUCUCGACUCAUGCAACGAGCGACAGCAUCUCGAGCCAGAAGCAACCCUCGGCGCGCGCCUAUGGCCCGAGCGGUGGGCUCGGCGGUGUUGCGGCUGCCCUCCCGCCGCGCGCUCGCUAUGGUCCGAGUGGUCCCGCGCGCGGUAGUAUCAGCGCGCUCCCCCCUCCCUCUGCUCUGUCACCAGCCUCGCCUGCGUUGGACUCUCCGCCGCAGCCGAGAAAGCUCACCAAGGGCCCCACGGGAUACGGCAAGCUCAACGCUGUCGGCAGCCCCAGCCCGGAGAGAAAGGUGGCGACCGCACCUCCGCCAUUCGGAGCGGGCAUGGAGCCUUUGCGUCCUACCCCGAGCCCGUCGCCGUCCCCCUCUCCCGCUACUUCCCAGCCAAUGCCGCCCAUGGCUCCGAUGGCCCCCAUGGCGCCGUCGAAACCUCUUCAGCCCAUGUCAGCACAGUCCGCCAACGACGACUUUGGCGAUUUCGGGGACUUUGGGGACUUCAGUGCUCCAACUUCCGCCCCCGCCCAGCAAACGGGUUUCGGAACCUUCACCUCGGGCGACGACGAUUUUGGCGACUUUGGCGACUUCACGUCGUUCGCCGCGCCCACCGCAGCCGCAGCUCCAGCCACGCCCGCGCGGAUCCAGAGCGCCGCCCCAACACCGCCGUCCAAGUCCUCUGUGCCCCCAUCCUACCGGCAGCAGAGCCACGGCACGCCCAGCAAGACGCGGCAGGCGCCCCCGCCGCAGAUCAGUGUGCCGAAGGCUGGCGUGGCGAAACACCUCCCCCCAGCGCAGAUGAAGCAUUCCAUCGAGCUCUCGUCGUCAUUCGCGAUUCCAACGCUGGCACCGCCGCCGGGUACGUCGAAGCCAAAACCCGCGCAACAGGAGAACCUCCUCGGCGACGAUUUCGGGGACUUUGCCGACUUUGCGGCGCCAGUCUCGGGUCUACCUCCGCCUAGUGGCAACUCGGGCGUGGGUUUCCCCUCCUCGACUUCGGCUUCGGCGCUGGCAAACCUCUCCGCCUCGGCUGGGUCUGGCAGCAGCAGCCCUAGGAAGGUGGACCAUGCGCCGGCGGCUGAGCUCGUGCAUGCUGCGGCGCAGAGGGGGCCGGCGCAGUGGCCGUCCGCGUCGCCCAUCAAGGCGCUCGCGCCGCCCCCGGGUAGUGCGCAGAACUCGCGCCCGACGAGCUUUAUUGACCUCAUGGAUGAGUAG